This is a messenger RNA of Penicillium angulare, 555 nucleotides long. Its product is annotated as putative AP-3 adaptor complex subunit sigma. Bases 1 to 555 code for a protein of 184 amino acids. The record is from RefSeq and is a predicted model, not a curated record. Lineage: Eukaryota; Fungi; Ascomycota; Eurotiomycetes; Eurotiales; Aspergillaceae. The transcript is spliced from 2 exons. Gene Ontology annotation, biological process: protein transport; vesicle-mediated transport. Gene Ontology annotation, cellular component: intracellular membrane-bounded organelle.
AUGAUUAAUGCGGUGCUUGUUUUCAAUAACAAUGGCCAGCCACGGCUGACCAAAUUCUAUACACAACUGGAUACCCAAACACAGCAAUCUCUCAUCGCGCAAAUCUACCGCCUUGUCGCACAGCGUCCAGCGAGUGCUUGUAACUUCCUCCCUCUGCCUCCUAUCCUCUCAUCCCAAGGUGCCAGCGCAUCAGACGGACCCUCCGAUGCGCCAACACAAAUCACCUAUCGCACCUACGCUACCUUAUCAUUUAUCAUGAUCUCUACAUCCAUGGAGUCCCCUCUUGCCCUGAUCGACUUAAUACAAGUCUUCGUGGAGGCAUUGGACCGCAUGUUCGAUAAUGUCUGUGAACUCGACCUUAUCUUCGGCUAUGAGACCAUGCAUGCCGUGCUGAGCGAGAUGAUUGUCGGAGGCGUCGUCGUCGAAACUAAUGUCGAGAAGAUUGUGGCUGGUGUUCGUAGCCAGGAAGGUACUACAGGGAAGAGGAAGGCUGUUCAAGCGGCCAGUGCAAGCUUAGGACGUGGGGCUCUUCCAAGUCUGGGGGCGUGGCGGUAA